AUGGAGAAAUUCUCAUACAAUUCGUAUCCAGAUUCAGCUGAAUCGUCACCUAGAUCUCGCGAAAUCGAGUUUGACAAUCCACCGCCAUGGGAGGACCAGCAGCAGCAACAAACACAGAGCAGCUACAAGGUGAAGUUCAUGUGCAGCUAUGGAGGCAAGAUCCAGCCUCGUCCACACGAUAACCAGCUCACUUACGUAAACGGAGAUACCAAAAUCAUGUCCGUCGAUCGCGGCAUCAGAUUUGCUACUUUAGUGAAGAUCUCGAUGCGUUGA
This is a messenger RNA of Arabis nemorensis, 273 nucleotides long. NCBI's taxonomy places the organism in Eukaryota, Viridiplantae, Streptophyta, Magnoliopsida, Brassicales, Brassicaceae. The record is from the annotation of a GenBank genome assembly.